Molecule: messenger RNA, 3637 nt
Organism: Epinephelus fuscoguttatus (brown-marbled grouper)
Lineage: Eukaryota; Metazoa; Chordata; Actinopteri; Perciformes; Serranidae
Product: major histocompatibility complex class I-related gene protein-like
Exons: 10
Coding region: 90-1322 (410 amino acids)
Biological process (GO): immune response
Cellular component (GO): external side of plasma membrane
Source: RefSeq, a predicted model, not a curated record
CAGUCAACAAAGUGAAGCGGGCUGGAAGGACCACGAAGGAGAUCGGCUGAGUUGUGUAUUAACAUUUUAAGUGUUUUUAGGUUUGUUAUAUGAUCAAAAUGAGGAGGAUCAUUUUACUGCUGCUUCUCUGCCACGCUGUGUCUGCAGUGACUCACUCCCUGAAAUAUUUCUACACUGCCUCCACUGGAGUCCCAAACUUCCCAGAGUUUGUGACUGUUGGGUUGGUUGAUGAAGUUCUGAUAAGUCACUAUGACAGCAACACCAGGAGAGCAGAACCCAAACAGGACUGGAUGAGCAGAGUCACGGCAGAUGAUCCUCAGUACUGGCAGAGACAGACUGAGGGAUUAAUGGGUACCCAGCAGACCUUCAAAGCCAACAUUGAGAUUGCAAAGCAGCGCUUCAACCAAACUGGAGGUGUCCACAUUCUCCAGAUGAUGUAUGGCUGUGAGUGGGACGAUAAGACUGGAAACAUCAAUGGUUUUAAUCAGUAUGGUUAUGAUGGAGAAGACUUCAUAUCACUGGACCUGAAGACAGAGACAUGGAUUGCUCCUAAUCUACAGGCUUUCAUCACCAAACACAAGUGGGACAGUGACAAAGCUGAUAUAGCUUACAGGAAGAAUUACCUCACUCAGAUUUGUCCUGACUGGCUGAAGAAGUAUGUGGACUAUGGGAGGAGCUCUCUGCUGAGAAAAGAGCUUCCCUCAGUGUCUCUCCUCCAGAAGUCUCCCUCCUCUCCAGUCAGCUGCCACGCUACAGGUUUCUACCCAAACAGCGCCAUGAUGUUCUGGAGGAAAGACGGAGAGGAGCUUCAUGAGAACGUGGACCACGGAGAGAUCCUCCACAACCAUGAUGGAUCCUUCCAGAUGAGCAGUGACCUGAACGUUUCAUCAGUCCCACCUGAAGACUGGAGGAGGUACGACUGUGUGUUUCAGCUCUCUGGUGUGAAGGAGAACAUCGUCACCAAACUGGACAAAGCAGUGAUCAGGACCAACGGAGAAAAGCCCAGUGACAUGACUGUUCCCAUCAUUGCUGCAGUUGUUGUUCUUGCUCUUGUACUCAUCGCUGUCAUUGGAUUUGUGAUGUACAAAAGAAAGAAAGCCAAGUCCCCUCAACACAAGUCAAAGAUUUCUUCUUCAAGCGUCUCUUCUACAGAAAGUAGAAACAGCGACACACCAUUAAUCAAAGACAUGAAGACUUCCUCUGACACUUCUCCUACAGGGUCUUGGAUCAGCCAAUCAGAGUCAGAGACUUCUUCUUCAAGUGGCUCUUCUACAGAAAGUCUAAACAGCGACACACCAUUAAUCAAAGACAUAUUGGAGUGACAGUGUGAAGAGGAGGAUGAACUCCACUCCAUAAGACAUUGGCAACACUGAAGUUUAUUGUCUGCAGUUUCUUCACAAUCUGUUAUCCAGAUACAAACAAAUGUGUCACCUCACCACCAAAAUGGUUUGCAGAAUACUCAUACUUAUAUGGUCAAAAAGUCACAGAGCAUUGAGGCUUUAAAGCUGCCAGGGUUCUCACUCGCACUAAACCUUGGCAGCACAUCACCCCCACUCUCUAACAACUGCACUGACUUCCUGUUAAGCUCCGGAUCACCUUCAAACUUCUCCUGCUCACCUACAAAUCUCUGCACACCCUUGCCCCUCAGUAUUUAACAGACCUCCUUCAUGUUCACCACCCAUCCCAGAACCUGCAAUCUGUGGACUUGGGCCUCCUUUCAAUUGCUCGUACUAGAAGGCAAACCUUUGGAAGCAGGGCCUUCAGUGUGGCAGCACCCACCCUCUGGAUGUGAUUUUGUGGUUGUCUGUGUGAUUUUGUGGUUGUUUGCAAUUGUGAAGCGACCUUGGGUUUCUUGAAAGGCGCAAUAUAAAAUUGAUUUAUUAUUAUUAUUAUUAUUAUUAUUAUUAUUAAAGCUGCAUUAAUCAGUAUUUGUUUAUAAGAUAAGAUGCCUUUAUUAUCAUUAUAUACAAUAAAGGCAUCUUAUCUUAUACACAAAUACUGAAUAAUGAAUAAUCAUUAAAGGGAUAGUGCACCCAAAAAUGAAAAUUCAGCCAUUAUCUACUCACCCAUAUGCCGAGGGAGGCUCAGGUGAAGUUUUAGAGUCCUCACAACACUUGCGGAGAUCCCAGGGGAGAGGGGGUAGCAAUACAACUCCACCUAAUGGAGGCUUAUGGCACCCCAGAUUCAAACGUCCAAAAACACAUAAUUGAAACCACAAAAUAUCUCCAUACUGCUCGUCCAUAGUGAUCCAAGUGUCCUGAAGCCCCGACAUAAAAAGUUGUUUGGAAAAAUGUAAUUUAAACUCUGUUUUUAGCCUCAUUGUAGCCUGCAGCUCUAACUGCCUCUCUGUGCACUGCGUUCAUGUGUGUGCACUUGCGCGAGACCGCGAGACAUGGGCACCGUGUUCAUGUGUGUUCACGUGCUUUCGCUUGCACGUGAGACCAGCGAAAGUGCAAACUACAAUUGUUGCCAGCACUGGUUUAUGGAUGAAUUCUGCACUGGGACAAGGAGCCGUGCUACCACAUUUAAAAUACACAAAGAAGUUAUAGUUUCAAUUUAAGAAGUGACAUUUCUAAUAAAAUAUUUGUUAAAACAUUGGUAAAACAAACAAGGACAAUUAUUUUUGGAAAGAAGUAAAACAUGAUAUUCAAAACAAUGAAAGGAUCGCAGCACUCAUACAUACAUACAUACAUACAUCUUAAAGAAAAAACAACAACAUAGUUACAGUUUGAUGCUUCUGCUGUUGGGGAUUUCUGGUCAUGGUUAAAUCAAUAUUGUUAAUGCAAAUGUAUACACAUUAUAUGUACUCAUGUAGGGUCUUGUGAUAUGAUGAUAAAAUAUAUUUUUCAACCAGUUAAGAUUUCUCUUUACUAUUUAUACUGAGCAAGCCAUUAUUUGGCUCUCUGGUUGUAUUAGAUCACUGAAGGCAAUACUGCAAAUUGAUCAGCAACAGUAGAAACAUGCUACAUAAACACUCUAAAUUCCCCUUAGGUGUCAGUGUGAAAGAUCAUCUAUCUGUGUUACUGCUGCUGAUAAACUAUACUCUACCUCUCGGCCAUUGUACACUGGAAUUGACUUCAGUCCCCCACAACUCUGAACAGGAUGAACCAGAUAGGAAAUGUAUAGUUGGAGUUUUGUAUCACUGUGGUGAAUCAUAUAUAUCACAACAUGAAAUUACACAAACAGUAAUAGAUUUAAUCAGUGUUGUCCACCCUUAUGGACACACUUACACAAAUUAUAAGCAUCAAUACCACAAUUAUUUUUCAGUUGUGUAAAUAGUUUGUAUAUUUCUUUAAAAGUGCUUAAAUUUAAAGAUUUUGUUUUGAUUUCACUUAAGCAGAAACAAAUCUGAGGUUCUUAAUUAAUCUGGAGUAUGUUGUUGUUUUUUUGUUUCAUUAUAUCUAUCUUUUGAUCUGUUUUAAGCUUCUCAGCACACUGAUAGAAAUGUUCUUGAAAAUAUUUGCUACUAUUAUUUGGGGACAAGGGAUGUUUUCUCUCUUAGUUUUGUAACCAUAAAGAAAUUGAACAGCGAUGCUCCAAAUCACUUAUUGUGUUGGUUAAGUCGGUGAUUGUCAAAUGAUGUUGCCCUGCUUUUUGUACUUUUGAUUUGCUUUUCAAUAAAGUGUCUAAAAUUCCA